AUGGAUUUUGGCUCCGAAACACAAGUCGCAUCUUCCAAGCGGAUGUACACCGCUCGAGCCGACAACUAUGAGGACUCUUUCCACCCCGAAUACAGCAAGCGAUUCAUGGUAGUUGCCGACGUUCAGCCCGGCGAGCGGGUACUGAGUCUUGCCUGCGGUACCGGUCUAGAGAUCUUCAUCGCGGCCGAGAAGGUGGGCGAGAGUGGUGCAAUCGUCGGUGUCGACAUCACGGAUGCCAUGCUAGCCAAAGCAAGGGAGAAGAAAGAGCGCCUCAAGACCCAAGCGAGCAUUGAGCUGUACAACCACGACAUCACGAACCUAGACACCCUACCGGAGCUUCGGGGCCAAAUGUUUGACGUGAUAGUGUGCUCUAGCGCCUUCGUCCUCCUCGAUAACCAAGAGAAAGUUGUCACUUCGUGGCAGAGCUACCUAAAGCCCGGCGGUAGAUUGGUCGUCGACAUCACCCAUGAGGACAAUCACAAGUUCGGGCUCUUGCUGGAGCGCGCGGUGAAUAGGCUGGGCAUGAGAUUUCCCAGCAACAGGAUUUGGAUCAAGGACAGGAACUCCUUCAAGGAAAUCCUGGAGAAGGCCGGAUACAAGGUUGAGAAGAUCGAGGAAAUGGAUCAGCUCACCGGGCACGGCAGUACUUACUACGGCAUUGACGAGGUAGACGAGCGGUUCGAUUGGAUUACUGGAACCUCUCUGACGAUCAAAGUGGAAACAGAGGAGUUCAAGAACAAGACCAGGGCGUUGUUUCGCGAGGAGUGGGAGAAGGACGCAGUUGAUGGCAAGGUGGAGAACGCAGAUGCUGUGUAUGUCUAUGUGGCGCGAAUCGCGUAG
Molecule: messenger RNA, 840 nt
Organism: Colletotrichum karsti
Lineage: Eukaryota; Fungi; Ascomycota; Sordariomycetes; Glomerellales; Glomerellaceae
Product: protein-l-isoaspartate(d-aspartate) o-methyltransferase
Exons: 1
Coding region: 1-840 (279 amino acids)
Source: RefSeq, a predicted model, not a curated record